AUGAGCUACACCACUGAAAGAUCAAGCAAGGCAAGGCAUUGGACUACGAUGAAGUCUGAUUUCAAGUUUUCCAAUCUGCUAGGCACUGUAUACAGACAGGGAAAUGUGGUGUUUUCGGAGGAUGGAACGCUGCUAUUCUCGCCCGUUGGCAACAGGGUAUCGGUGUUUGACCUGAUUGGUAACAAGUCGUUUACCUUUGAAUAUGAGCAUAGAAGGAAUAUAGCGAGGAUCGACGUCAAUGCCCAGGGUACACUGCUUCUUUCGGUUGACGUGGACGGUCGGGCAAUCCUUGUGAAUAUAAAGACGAGGAAUGUGAUACAUCAUUUCAACUUUAAGGACAAAGUAAACGACGUGAAGUUUUCGACAGACGGUAAGCUCUUUGCUCUGGCAUGUGGGAGGUUUCUUCAGAUUUGGCGGACUCCAGGGGUCAGUGCUGAGCGGCAGUUUGCGCCUUUUGUGCGCUACCGGGUCCACGCGGGGCAUUUCGCCGACAUCACAUCGCUCACAUGGUCGCGGGACUCACGGUUCAUUAUUUCGACCGCGAAGGAUAUGACCGCGAGGAUAUAUUCUGUGAAUGCGGAGGAGAAGGAUCUAGCGUCGAUGACUUUUGCUGGCCAUCGUGACUACGUUAUGGGGGCGUUUUUCAGUGCCGACCAGGAAAAGAUAUACACGGUGAGCAAGGACGGCGCUCUUUUCCAAUGGGAGUACACUAAAAACCCUGCUCUGGCAGAGGAGGAUGACGAAGACGAAGAGCUGGAUCUAUCUAAGUACAGCUGGAGAAUCACCAAGAAGAACUACUUUUACGCGAAAAAUGCGAAGGUCAAGUGUGCCGCAUUCCACGCCGAUUCUAACAUGCUUAUCGUUGGAUUUAGCAAUGGAGAGUUCCGCAUGUACGAGCUGCCUGAUUUCACCUUUAUCCAGCAACUCUCCAUGGGCCAGAACGCAGUGAACACAGUGGCUGUCAAUCGCUCCGGAGAGUGGCUAGCGUUUGGGUCUAGCACACUGGGCCAGCUUUUGGUGUAUGAGUGGCAAUCAGAAUCUUACAUAUUGAAGCAACAAGGUCACUUCGAUGCAUUGAAUGCAUUGGCUUAUUCACCAGAUGGUGCACGUAUUGUGACCGCCGCGGAAGAUGGUAAGAUUAAAAUCUGGGAUAUUGUAUCUGGGUUUUGUCUUGCGACUUUUGAGGAGCAUACAUCGUCUGUCACCUCCGUGCAGUUUGCAAAGAAUGGGCAGAUCAUGUUUUCUUCAUCUCUAGACGGUACAGUUAAGGCCUGGGACCUCAUGAGAUUUAGGAAUUUCAGAACAUUCACUGCUACUGAACGGAUACAGUUUUCUUGCUUGGCAGCAGAUCCGACCGGUGAAGUUGUUUGUGCUGGAUCUUUAGACAAUUAUGACAUCCAAGUUUGGUCCGUUCAGACUGGUCAGUUGCUUGACACACUCUCUGGUCACGAAGGCCCAGUCUCUUGCUUGUCUUUCAGCCGGGAAAAUAGCAUACUAGCCUCUGCCUCUUGGGACAAAACUAUAAGAGUGUGGUCGAUAUUUGGGCGGUCCCAGCAAGUCGAGCCUAUAGAAGCAUACUCUGAUGUGCUGGAUAUUUCCAUGAGACCUGAUGGUAAGCAGGUCGCUGUCUCCACGCUGAAUGGUCAGCUGUCAUUCUUCGACGUUGAAACCUCACGGCAGGUUGGCAACAUUGAUUGCAAGAGGGACAUCAUAUCAGGACGCCAUUUAGAGGACCGGUUUACCUCAAAGAACUCGGCACGGUCCAAAUAUUUCACAACAAUCCACUACAGCUUCGACGGUCUAUCAAUUGUUGCAGGUGGGAACAACAACUCUAUUUGUCUCUACGACAUACCGAAUGAAGUGCUAAUAAAACGUUUCAUUGUUUCCAGAAACAUGACUUUGAAUGGAACCAUGGAGUUCUUGAAUUCGAGCAAGAUGACUGAGGCAGGCUCUCUAGAUUUGAUUGAUCAGGAUGCUGAAAACUCAGACCUAGAGGACCGCAUCGACGUAAGCCUACCCGGCUCGCGUAGAGGCGGUGACAUGUCGACGCGCCGUGUCCGGCCUGAGAUACGUGUCACAGCUGUGCGCUUUUCACCUUCUGCUAAUGCAUUCGCGGCGGCAUCCACCGAGGGCCUGCUGGUAUACUCUGUCGACGACAGCGUCCUCUUCGACCCAUUUGAUCUCGACCUAGAUAUCACACCACAGGCAGUUCUGGAUGCUUUGGCCAACGGCGAUUACCUGCACGCCACUGUCAUGGCGUUCCGGUUGAACGAAGAGUACCUCAUUAACAAGGUCUACGAGGCCAUACCGCCCGACCACAUCUCGCUUUUAUGCUCCAACCUACCAGUCGUAUAUGUUCCCAGGAUCUUGAAGUUCAUUGGGGACUUUGCCAUGGAUUCCCAGCACCUGGAGUUCAACCUGCUGUGGGUAAAGUUUCUACUUGCUGCCCAUGGCCAUUACAUGGUCGCACAUAAACACCAGUUUGCUUCCGCCCUGCGGGCUGUGCAGCGUUUCCUCGGCAGGGUUGCGAAGGACGUCGCUGCUGCGGCCAGAUCCAACACGCAUUCUCACACAUUCCUGACAUCUACGCACAGCAGCCUGCCCAUGUCUGGCUUCGGCGCAGACGACCAGGAACUGAAUUCAGAGCACGAGUCGUCGGACGAGGACAUGGAAAUGCUCUCUGACACUGAAGGGACUUGGUUGGGCUUUAGCGACAAAGAAAAGCCAGUUCCACUGACCAAUGAUGAUUCGGACGAAGACCUAAUAUGA
This is a messenger RNA of Eremothecium gossypii ATCC 10895, 2769 nucleotides long. RefSeq names its product snoRNA-binding rRNA-processing protein PWP2 (gene PWP2). The coding region runs from base 1 to 2769 and encodes 922 amino acids. Gene Ontology annotation, cellular component: small-subunit processome; Pwp2p-containing subcomplex of 90S preribosome. Gene Ontology annotation, molecular function: protein binding. The record is from RefSeq and is marked provisional. Gene Ontology annotation, biological process: ribosomal small subunit assembly; maturation of SSU-rRNA from tricistronic rRNA transcript (SSU-rRNA, 5.8S rRNA, LSU-rRNA). Lineage: Eukaryota; Fungi; Ascomycota; Saccharomycetes; Saccharomycetales; Saccharomycetaceae. The transcript has a single exon.